This is a messenger RNA of Puntigrus tetrazona (Sumatra barb), 1474 nucleotides long. RefSeq names its product zona pellucida sperm-binding protein 3-like. The record is from RefSeq and is a predicted model, not a curated record. Gene Ontology annotation, molecular function: acrosin binding. The transcript has 8 exons. Gene Ontology annotation, cellular component: extracellular matrix. NCBI's taxonomy places the organism in Eukaryota, Metazoa, Chordata, Actinopteri, Cypriniformes, Cyprinidae. Gene Ontology annotation, biological process: positive regulation of acrosome reaction; egg coat formation; binding of sperm to zona pellucida. Bases 11 to 1162 code for a protein of 383 amino acids.
AUGCGUUUAAAUGAACUGUCCCACUUCCUGCUUCACCACAACAAUGACUGAGAGUAAACAUACAGGGAUAAUAGUCCUAUUGGUUAUAUGCGCUACAAGCGCCGUUCGUAAUUUAAAAGAAGGGCCUAUGAUAGGGCCAGAUUCAAGACAGUACAAAAUUCAAUCUUUACUGAACAAGGAUCCAACAGACGUGACGACAAGCAGAUCUGCACCCGUGCAGUUGUUUUGUACCGAACGAAGCAUGAUUUUGCUCAUUAGCGCGGACCUUCAUUCCAAUGGCCGUCUUGUCACCUCUGAAGAACUGAGUCUCGGUUUGUCUAAAGAGAGCUGCAAAGCUUCCCGGUACAGUGAUACCGAAUAUGUGAUUGAAGCAGAUUUACACAAGUGUGGCUCAGAGUUAUCGAUUGAUGGAGAUUACUUGGUUUAUUCAAAUCAGUUGAUCUACACCCCAAUGAAGAACAGAUUUGGUAUUGUAAGGACAAGCGGCGUUUCUGUUCCUGUUGCGUGUCACUACAAAAGGAUUCACUUCGUAAGCAGUAUUAACGUGAAGCCUUCAAGGGAGCCACUUACAUCUAAAGCUGUGGAAUUGAUCAGAUUUUCUUUUCAUCUUAUGAAUGAUGAUUGGAGGACUAUUAGGUCAUCCUAUGUGUACCACCUUGGAGAAAUGAUGAACAUCCAGGCUUCUUUCUUAACGCCUGGACAUUCUCUGCUGAGAUUAGUCAUGGAAAACUGUGUGAUCACCCUGGAGCCUAAUGUUGCAUCAGUGCCCCGCUACAAGUUCGUUCAGAACCAGGGAUGUCUUGUUGACUCUAAAGUACCAGACUCCAGUGCCCGUUUCAUGCCAAGAAAACAAAAUCAUGUGCUUCAGAUGCAGAUGGAUGCUUUCCGUUUCCGUGAAGACCACAGGAAUAUUAUUUAUAUUACAUGCCAGCUGAAAAUUGUUGAUCUGGUGAAUAUCAUGAACAAGGCCUGUUCAUAUUCUGUAAACAGGUGGCUUAGUGUGGAUGGUCGUGACGAGGUUUGUGAAUGCUGUGAAAAUACUUGCGAUGUCAUCAGUCAAAAACAAACUGACAAAUGGAGUGGACCAACAAAGUUGUCAGUAAGCAGAGAUACAACAGAGUCCAACACUGUGAUGCUUGGGCCCAUAACAGUUCUUGGCUAAGUUUUUGUGCAAUUCAUGAAAAAUAAAUACUAUUGUUUGUCAGUUUAGUUGCACUGUUUUAAUAUAACAUUUAAAAUACGUAAUUUGUAGGUGUUAUAUAGCCUACUAGAAGGUAUUGUGCAGAUCUUAAAUAAAGUCAAUAUACAUAAAGUAAAUAUCUUGUACUCUUAAAAUUUAUAACCACAAAUGUAAAUAUAAUUGUUUUAUGAUUAUUUAUUAGACAUUAUAACAUAUAAGGUUUUGCAUAAUGCAUUAUGUAUUCAUUAUAAUAUUGCCUUAAGAUUAAUAAAGUGCUCGUACCAAAGAUCUCAA